This is a messenger RNA of Lytechinus pictus (painted urchin), 6634 nucleotides long. Its product is annotated as cyclin-dependent kinase 17-like. NCBI's taxonomy places the organism in Eukaryota, Metazoa, Echinodermata, Echinoidea, Temnopleuroida, Toxopneustidae. The transcript is spliced from 8 exons. Gene Ontology annotation, molecular function: cyclin-dependent protein serine/threonine kinase activity; ATP binding. The record is from RefSeq and is a predicted model, not a curated record. Gene Ontology annotation, cellular component: cytoplasm; nucleus. Bases 113 to 853 code for a protein of 246 amino acids. Gene Ontology annotation, biological process: protein phosphorylation.
UCUUCUUAAGGGCCUGAAACAUAACAACAUUGUUACACUACAUGACAUAGUACACACAGAGAAAUCACUCACAUUAGUCUUUGAGUAUUUGGAGAAAGAUUUGAAACAGUACAUGGAUGAUUGUGGAAGUAUAAUGAACAUGAACAAUGUUAAAUUAUUUUUAUUUCAAUUACUACGAGGACUAGCAUACUGUCACAAACGGCAAGUGCUACACAGAGACCUUAAACCUCAGAACCUCUUGAUCAAUGAGAAAGGAGAACUCAAAUUGGCGGACUUUGGUCUAGCCCGAGCUAAAUCAGUACCUAGUAAGACCUUUUCCAAUGAAGUGGUAACACUAUGGUAUAGACCACCAGAUGUUCUUCUAGGCAGUACAGAAUACUCCACAUCUAUUGAUAUGUGGGGAGUUGGAUGUAUAUUUUAUGAGAUGUCGGCAGGCCGACCACUGUUCCCUGGUUCUACUGUAGAGGAUGAACUUCAUCUCAUCUUUAAGUUCCUUGGUACUCCUGAUGAGAACACAUGGCCUGGGAUCAGUAGCAAUGAAGACUUUCAAUCCUAUAGCUUUCCUGCCUAUCCAAAGGAACCGGUUGUAACUCAUGCACCACGGUUAGACUUACAAUGCCAAGAUCUUCUAGAAGACCUGCUCAAGUAUGAAGGAAAGAAUAGAGUUUCAGCAGCUAAGGCAAUGAGACAUCCUUGCUUCAAUUGUUUUGGUUCUGGGAUCCAUACAUUGAGGGAUGUUCAAUCAAUAAUGGAUCUACCUGAAUGUCAGUUGUCUAGAGAUCCUGGUAUUCGUUCCUCCACCGUGCCUAGCACAGGCCCCUCUCGUGGGCGACGCCAGAGCAUGCACUUUUAACAUGACAAUAGACUUGAGAAACCCUGAGGAAGCUUCCAUGUUUGCUGUGACUGAUUCAUCAUGGAGAAGGUACCUCUUGUAUGAACAAAAAGAUGCGGAUCAUUUCCUUAACUUGGAAGGAAACCUAAAUGGAAUAAAGAAAGCGUCACUGAGAACAGUCUUUAUAAAUUAUUGUGAAAUUCCGUCGUAUCUUAAGUGCCACUCUCCGACUCUUUUUCAUCAAACCUUUGCUUAGUUGUAACAUGUCCCAGCUGAGAUGAGAUAAAGUAUGGACAAAGGAUGAUGUUUCCAAGGAUGGGUGAGACCCUUCUACUUUGGUAGUGCUUCUAUGGAUAUGAGAAUUGCAAUUGGCUUGCCUAUGUAGUAGUGAUCCUGUAAAGGAGACAACACUGAUCCUUCUCUGUUGUAAUUGUCAUGAUGAUGUCAUCAGUAAUACAAGAACAUUGUAAAACUAUUCAGUACUUACUGCUAUACUGAGUUUGGCAGAUCAAGACAUCAUCAACUGAAUGAAUAGAAUAGACAUUCAUUUCCAUGUCUGCUUUUAGCAAAUUUCUUGCUUUUAUUAUAAAUUAUUCAUGAAAUCAUGUGUACAUUAAUGUAUUUUGUUAUUGAGGUUUACGAUGCAAACAAAUCACAUUACAAGUUUCCUUCCAUGCUGUAUAGAUGUGUAUGUUUGAUACUGAAAUCCUCAUUAAGAAUAGUAAUUAAUUUAUCCUUGGGAGGUUAAUAUUUAUACCCUUUUCAAAAAGUAAAGAAGCUGUUGCUGCUUAAAGAAAUAUAUAUCUGUAUAGCUAGAAUAACAUACAAUGUGUUAGGAGUACAGAAUUGCUUACAUUUCUAGAAAGAUUUUAUAAUCAAGUUAGAGGUUUUGCAUUACCAUUCAGCUUUUCAUAAUGAAUGAAAUCAUUCUUUGUUGACAGCACUUGAAAUGUUUAAUAUUCAAUUUCCUAUAAAUAGCAUACUUUGAAUGCCAACUGCAAUUUUAUUAAGACCUCAAAGAUGAAUUUCUUGUUUUUAGCUAGUAAAUAGCAAGUAAAGUAAAAAUUAGUAUACAUUGAUGAUUUUAUCUCAAGGCAUUUAGAUCUCCCAUAAUUUAACUUAGAACAUUUCAAAAGAUAAAACAAGUCUACAAUUAAGUGUAAAGAGCUUCAACACAUGGGAAUAGGAUUGAUUCCUGUGUUUUGUGUGUUAGUUGUUAGUUAUGAUACUCUAACAAAUAAAACACAGAUAUUCUUGAAUGUUUAUGGUUAUGUUCUUUUGCUUUAAAGUUCAGUUUUAUUUCCAGUUUAUAAGACAGGAUUUCCCUUUGAUUUUGCCCUUGUUUGUGUUUUAUCUAUUAUUUACAUUAUUUCCACAGAUUCUACACAUAUUGUUGAAAGUUGCUUUAUUUCAUAUAUCAAUUAUCUUGACUAUGGAAUGCAACAAAAUUAUAACUACCAUUGUUUUCUUAUAUACCUGAUUGUUUAACAGUGGAGUUGUUCAUAUAUUUAUCCAUGAGCUAUGCCCUAGGAACAGUUUGAUUCUGCUCCCCCCCCCCCCUUAUUGGUUAUUAGCAUGUAUAUCAUGAAAGAAUUAAUACUGAAUGAUUAACAUAUUAUAAAAAAGAAAUACUGUUUGUGAUAUUUUGAUAUCACAGAAAAAAUGGUAUAUAAGGCAAGGAAUUUUGUAGUUUGUUAAUAAUUGGUAUAUGACAGAUACAUGUAUAUGGACUAUUUAAAUGCCCAAAUUUAUUUUGGGUGGUUUUUCAAGAACCACACUGCAUGGCGAAACAGUUAUAAUAGUCCAUAUAUUUUUUUAUAAAAUUAUUUGCUUUUUAAUUUCAUUUAAUUUGAUUGACAGACUUUUAUGCAAAAUUAUUUUAGCAAUGUAUGGGAAUUUUGAUGGUUUAUAGUAGAGACCAAGUAAGUGUUAACUACUUUGGGAACCAACCAUUAUUGAUUGAUAUACCUCUAGGAAAUCUCAAUGUGUAAUGAAAAUCCCUUAAUAGAUUACUAUGUCAGGGUUGCAUCAUUGUAUGUUAUUUUAUUUUACGUUUGUUACUCUGUUCACACUGUAUUCACUUAACAUAAUUAUUGUGCAAUUUCAACACUUAUGCCUGUCAAAUUGAACACAUUGAGAAUCGCGAUCGUUUCAGACACCUCUUCCAAUGUAUCUAAUUGUGCAUGCAAGAAAAGAUAGGUAUUGGAUAUAAGACUAGUUGUUUUGAGUCUUAAGUAUUUUAUUGCAUUACAGUAUUUCAGUGAUAAGAUACAUUUCCAAUAACCAUGAAAGCUUGUACAUGUUCAUAUAUUUGAGAGGAUUAAAGCUAAAUUACAGUAGUUGCAGUAAAACACUAAUUUCGUGAGAAAGUCUGUAAAACCAAGGUUAAGUAUGACUUUAUCAUCGUGGAUCUAGAUCUGGUACAGUUACAUAAACUGAACUUUGUGAAAUCAUAAAAUCUAAGCUGAAAUACGAUCACACUGAAGAUUGCCAACACAGAUAGGCACACGUGGGACAGUGUAUUAUUAUUGCUGGAAUAAAGACCCGACGGAAGUGACCGAAUCCGCGCUUAUUUUGCUUAUUUCUCAGCAAUUACACAAUUUCUUCCAGAAUCCUUUGGCACAUAUUUUUCAUUCAUACAAACAGACACUUGGGUGGUCAUUAUAUUAUAUUCUGUAAAAAGUAAUUUUUAGAUCGUUACCAGAACUGGAAUUUACCUUUAACUAGAAAACUCCAGGAGAAUGCUAUCAUCUGUGCCAGUGUAAUUCAAAUAAAUCUCAUUAAUUAACUCAGACUGAUAAGUGGCAUGAAAGAUGUUCCAUGGACUAAGAUUCACAUUGAAAGCAUAGACUAAUAUUAAAAAAGGUCUUAUUUAAUACGUACCGAAUGUGAUUAAUGUUUUAUUUUAUAUUGUUCAUAUGGAAGAAAAAAAAAAUUCUUGCAGGUGCUUUCAAAAUAUCUAUGACUGACAAAUCAUUAAAAAUAGUAUAACACAUAUUAGUGAAUGAGAUGAAAUUAAAAUGGUGUUUCCAGCUAUGUUUUAAAGCAAUAGGGGAGAGUGGGGUAAAUAAGGCCCCCUUUUUUCAUAAUUCAAAUCAUAUCUUUUUAAUGCAUAGCAGUAGUAACAUGAUUAGAUUCUAAUACUAGUUCUACAGUAGACCUACACUAUCCAAUAGAAAGAUGAGAACUAUUCAAUCUCGCUGAGCAUUGAACAUUGUUGUCAGAGGGCUGUAUUUGCCUCAUUAAAAUGUUGCAAAUUAGGCCCCUUAUUAAAAACUAUUUUGUGUUACAAUUAGGGAUGCCAGUUUUCAGGCAAAAGACUGAAUUCAGGCUCUGGCUAUUUAUUUUCAGGCCAUAGUUUUAGCAUUAUUGUGUACAAAAUAUUGUAUUCUAGGUGAUUUUCAGGCCCUCUGAUCAAUUUAAACUGGCAUCCCUAUACAAUAUUCACAGUAUGAAUAGUUCAGUUAGUUUGAUUCAAUCACUGAACAUUUAAAAAUCAGAGGAUUAUUUACCUAUGCCUUUAAGGACAUGCAUAACUGCUCUGUGUUUUUAAUACAGUACAUGAAAAGAUUUUUAGACUUGUUCCAAUACACACAUCUUAAUUCAUAUGUAAAGUAGUGGUAAUUUCAUUUAUUGCAUUCAUUGUUGAUGAGACGACUUUGUAAAGCAAGUAUUUGGCUGUGUACAAUUGAUUUGCACUGCACUGUUGUUAUCACUGGUAAUCAUUAUAAUGAUUUGAUAGACUUGUAAAAUCACUUCUAACCAUAAUAUCACCUUAUCAUACUAGUACUACAUUUAGUAACAGGUCAUUUUCUGGUUUGAUACGCCAUUUUUGUCUCGCCCACCAGAGGUGAAGGUAAGACUAAGGGAUCCAAAUGUUGUCCGUCCGUCACAAACCUUAUGACACAUCACUCCGCAACCGUAAGUCACUUUUCAACCAAACUUGGAUGGUAGAUGCACUUAGGGGACCUGCAUGUCAUGCUGCAGUCUGAGGUCACAUGGUAAGGUCAAAGGUCAUUUUCAGGUCAACGUCUAAGUUUACAUACAAGACUCUUAUGACAAACAACUCUGCAACUGAGUCACUUUUCACCCAAACUUAGAUGGUAGAUGUAUUUCGGGGACCUGCAUGUUAUGCUGCAGUCGGAGGUCACAUGGUAAGGUCAAAGGUCAUUUUCAGGUCAACGUUAAAGUUUACAUGCAAGACUCUCUUAUGACCUACAACUCCGCAACCGAAAGUCACGUUUCGCCCAAACGUUUGUUGUUGAUGUACUGAAGGGACUUGCAUGUUAUGCUGCAGUCUGAGGUCACAUGGUAAUGUCAAAGGUCAUUUUCAGGUCAAUGUUAAAGUUUACAUGCAAGACUCUCUGAUGACACAACUCUGCAACCGUAAGUCACUUUUUAAUAAAACUUGGAUGGAAGAUGUACUUAAGAAACUUUCAAUUCAAAUUUAUUUCCACAUCUGAUUUAAAACACAAGUACAUAUACAUAUGCAGAUAAAUAUGUACAAUAUAUAAAUAUAUACAAUAAAUAACAUUAAAAUGAAACAUAUUCAGUUCGAAAUCAUAAUGUGGUGGGAAUUGACAAAGGCCUCUCAUGUUAUGUUGCAGUCGGAAGUCACAUGGUAAGGUCAAAGGUCAUUUUUAGGUCAACAUUAAAGUUUACAUGCAAGACUCUUAUGACAAAUAACUCCGCAUCCAUAAGUCAAUUUCAAAUCAAACUUGGGUUGUGGCUGUACCUAAGAGACCUGCAUUGUCUUCGGAGGUCACGUGAUAAGGUCAAAGGUCAUUUUGAGGUCAACAUUAAAGUUUACAUGCAAGACUCUCACGACAAAUCUUAUUCCAUCCCAGUUAUUUCACAAUGAACUUUUGAUACAAUUCUGUUGCAUGCCCUUGCAAAUCGCGAUAUUUCUGGUCAUUUUCACAAGUGGGCGAGACACAACAUUGCUUAUGCCUUGUUUUCUUAUGAGGGAGCUUUCACACAGCGCCGGAGAAUGGAUCCUACAACGCAGCAAAUGCAUUGAAAGUGUCAGUCAAAUCACAAUGAAGUCUUUGUCGAGGGUAGGUGAAUGGGAACAGCAGUUUCAUCCGAUGUUUCAAUGCUGACCAAAAAUUGCAAAUAUUUAGUUUGUCCAGAGAUUCAAUUCACCGACUCACGACAAAGACUUCAUUGUGAAGGGCAUUUGAUAAAAGAUUCUCUAUGUUUUAGAAAGCGUCUGCAUAGCUGUUGCAAAAACUCUGUAUUGUGAACAAUUAUGGUUUGAAUUGUAUCAUUAUAUAUGAGCAUUUAUCGCAGAGGUUGAUCAGUUUUGCGUCUCAUCACUUCAUUUAUUGGAUAUGAUAUGAAAUGUUAAUGAUGUAAGACUCCACAAUGAAAAAGGUUUUUGAAAUUGAAAGAAUAUUUUGAUCAAUUGCAACUCAAUUUUGGAACUCUAAAUCAAUCACAAUCUUGCUAUGAAUUACAAAUUUGCAAUUGAUCACUAUUUUACUUUUUGCAGUAAAAGUAAAAAAUUGCUUUACUGUGUUGAAAUUCAUCUAUCACUUGCAAAUUUGAUAAUCAAUUGUAAAUGAAGACUCUUGCAACAUGUCCAGCUUUGCCUGCAAUGCUGUUUUAGAUCACGAGGGGAAUACCCCCUGAUUGAAAUCCAGUCUGAUUUCUGGAAAUGAACACUUGUAUAUUCCUUGAAUAUUUCACUGUAUACUUAUUGAUGUAGAUAGAAAAUUAACUUAUAUGUAAUAUGUUAUCAUGAGAAGAAUUUGCAUUUUCAAUUGAUUAAAACUGAUCUAAAUGAUACAUUGAUUAAAA